CGAUUCCGCCGGUCUCGCGGCGGCUGCGCAACGUGUAAGAGGAGAAAACGGAAAUGUGAUGAGACCCGCCCGGCAUGCAUGGCCUGCCGUGCCAAGGGCAUUGAAUGCGAUGGCUACGACAUCCGCCUGCGAUGGGGCAGCGACAGCGUCGCCUCGGCCUCUCACCACGGCAGCCGCGCCUCCUCAAAGCCCAGCGGUGGGUCCGAACCGACCGUCAUAGGCACGCCCGAGAGCAAUGCAGGUGAGAGCAGCAUAGGCGACAACAACCACGGCGCCAACACCACCACCGGCGGCAGCGUCGCAGGUGGCAGCAUCACAGGUGGAAGCAUCACGGGCGGCAGCAUCAGGGCUCGCAGUCCUCCCACAGCACCGAGUGAGACCUCGCCUGCCUCACUGCCAUCAUACCAGUACGACGAGGCGUCGGUUGCUGCGCUGGGCAGCCCCGAAGCCAUAAUAAACGAGGAGACCCAGAUCGCAUUCCAACGAUUUCUCGAUAAAGGAAUUCACAACAUCUACUCGACCACUAUUCAUGAGUGGGUCAAGCCACUCAUCGCAGACGAGGCAAAGCCCUCCACUGCCCUGUUCAUCGUCUGCGCCAACCUGCAGAUAUUCCUCGAGGAUGGCCACUCAUUAAGAUUCCACCAACAAUUCGACCAGGCCCUGCGCACUUUCCAGGCAGAGCUUUCCGCCUGCAAUGGCAUCAUCAAGGCCAGGACAUUAGGUGCCGGCCUCCUCCUAUGCACCCUCUCAAUUCUGCGAGGUUUUCGCUGGACAACCCAUCUUCUCUGCACGGCUGACCUGUACAACCUGCACGGCGACCUCCAGAAUGUGGGCCCUGAUGCCGAUCGCUACACCCACCAUUGCUUCGAGGUCAUGGGGAUAAUGGAUCUUCCGAGCCUGGUUCUCGGCCGCACAACAGCACACCUCGGCUUCUGGCGCCGGUUCCGCAAGGCACAGCGGGGGUGGAUCAACUGCAAGGAAGAUGGCGUUGAGCCUGUCUCAGGCUUACCACGCCGCUUCCUCGACAUAUUCGCCCGCCUGGACGAGCCCGGCUGCGAACUGGAACUCUGGCUCUGGCCCGGAGAAGUCGGCGAGUUCGUCCAGAUGCACCUCUGGGACGCUUGGCGUUUCUCGGGCAUGCUAGAGCAUAGGAGGCGCUGGAGAGGCAAGCUAGGCGGUAUGAAGGAGCCUCCACCCGGGGUCAUCCUGCCAACCACGGAGCAGCUUGUCUUCCGCCUGAUGAGCUGUCUCGAGGCUGUACACCUAGGCCUCGAACAACCCGAGUAUGGGCAUUCGCUCGUGGGCAACAGCACGCUUUACCCCUUCGUCAUGGCCAGCCUGGAGUUCCAGGUCCUCGACGCCCAUCCCCAUUGGAGAAAGGAGCUCAGGCGAUUUCGGGACAAGAUUCUUAGCUGGGACCCGAGUCUGAACGCGAAGAUCCUUUUCGAAACGUUGGAAGAAGCAGAAAUGAGUGGUGAUCCUUCUUUUGAUGCAGACGCUGCUAUGAGAGCUCACGGCGCGGAAAUAGCCCUGUUCUGAUCGGAUUCCAACGACACCACCGACGAGUUCACCAGACUCCCUCAUAACCUCGCCAUGAUCCAAAGCCUUACCCCUUCAUCUGCCUCUGCAAAAGGGUCUACCAGGCGGACCUCGGUCACCACCUGGAAGCCAUAUUUCUUGUAGAACCCGACAUUUUUGCUAUCGGUGCACUCCAGGUACACCGGGUGGUCUGGAGGACAGAGACUCAGGAGAUGCUUCACCAUUUGGGAACCGAGUCUCCUCUUCUGGCACGACGGAUCGACCGCGACGACUUCUAUAUACCAUGCCGGCUUACUUGCGAUAUUCUGCACCAUCAUUUUGCUCCCAAGAUGGUUGGUCAUGAACAUUUCAACCCUCUGGCCAAUCAAUCAGCUCGAUUCGGUUGCUAGAAGUCAUCUUGGGCAUUACAAACCUUCGGGUUCCCGUCAUUUUCAUCCUCUUUUGGACGAAAGUAUCCAAGGGCAGCCCGGGGUAAGCCCACCGGCAAAGACCAAAUGCGGUACAGCCAAUUUUGGUCGAGUGGUGGGUGGAGGAUUCCCACGGCCGCGCAAUCAUCUGUCGACUUGCCCUGGUUGUCUCCCCCAGGUUCCGGGUCUACGGCGACGUAGAUUUCUCCGUCCAACAGGACCCGUUGAACUCUUCUUCGCUGCCAUGACAGUGACCUGACAUCUAGAGCCCCCCAAGGCGUUGCAUUUGGGCGCAACCAUCGUGUAAGAGGAUCGUCAGAGAAGCUAUUCAGGAUUUAGUCGGAGCGUGGCUGCCGUGGUCAUGACGGUAGAGGGAUCUUACGCUCUGCAUAGUGUCGUGGCGACUGCUUGCACACGAUUACUGUCGCCUACAAAUCAGUUGUCAGUUACUGCAGCCUAGAGUUCCUGCUUAGCGCUGAAUAAUUACCAUGCAGCGUUGCGCUUUGAGCUCUAGAUAUACGUACCUCCGCUGAGCUUGAUGAUCUCGGCAUGCGCCAUGACUAGCACUUGCGCACCAUUGCAUGGAAGCGACGAGCCUCAUUGUACUUUUUUCACCUUUAUAUCCUUGAGGCUUGCCCUGC
Messenger RNA from Diaporthe batatas, 2587 nucleotides. RefSeq lists its product as uncharacterized. The record is from RefSeq and is a predicted model, not a curated record. The transcript is spliced from 3 exons. Lineage: Eukaryota; Fungi; Ascomycota; Sordariomycetes; Diaporthales; Diaporthaceae. Bases 79 to 1539 code for a protein of 486 amino acids.